CGUCGGAGCCGCGCGCCGCGGCCGAGCGGGAGCCCCGGCCGCGCGGGCCCAGGUAACCGGCACCCCGCUCACCUGACAUGCCUCCGGGUGCCCCAGGUCUGCAGGGAGCCCUGGUGCCAGAGACCUUCUCCCACUCCUCCCUGCGCCGCGGGACAUGAGGGAGGAGCCAGCUGAGUGCACAUAAGCGCCACAGGACACCAGACUUGGCCGCAAGAUAGUUCUUCUCCUGCCCUCUGACUGCUCAGAGACUGCUCGGCGAUGACCACAGCAAGGUACCGGCCCACGUGGGACCUGGCCCUCGACCCGCUGGUGUCUUGCAAGCUGUGUCUCGGCGAGUAUCCAGUGGAGCAGAUGACGACCAUAGCCCAGUGCCAGUGCAUCUUCUGUACUCUGUGCCUGAAACAAUACGUUGAGCUCUUGAUCAAAGAAGGAUUAGAGACUGCGAUUAGCUGCCCUGAUGCUGCCUGUCCUAAACAGGGCCACCUGCAGGAGAACGAGAUUGAGUGCAUGGUUGCGGCUGAAAUUAUGCAAAGAUACAAAAAGCUACAGUUUGAAAGAGAGGUGCUCUUCGAUCCCUGUCGGACGUGGUGCCCGGCGUCCACCUGCCAGGCCGUGUGUCAGCUUCAGGACGUGGGGCAGCAGAGCCCCCAGCCGGUGCAGUGCAAAGCCUGCCACAUGGAAUUCUGCUCCACCUGCAAAGCCAGCUGGCACCCCGGCCAGGGCUGCCCAGAGACCAUGCCCGUCACCUUCCUCCCCGGGGAGACCAGCUCGGCUUUCAAAAUGGAAGAGGACGACGCACCCAUCAAGCGCUGCCCCAAGUGCAAAGUCUACAUCGAGCGCGACGAAGGGUGUGCGCAGAUGAUGUGCAAGAACUGCAAGCACGCCUUCUGCUGGUACUGCCUGGAGUCUCUGGACGACGAUUUCCUCCUGAUACACUACGACAAGGGACCCUGCCGGAACAAGCUGGGCCACUCCCGGGCGUCCGUGAUCUGGCAUCGGACACAGGUCGUGGGCAUUUUUGCUGGAUUUGGGCUCUUGCUCUUGGUGGCCUCGCCUUUCCUGCUCCUGGCAACUCCCUUUGUGCUUUGCUGCAAGUGCAAGUGCAGUAAAGGUGAUGACGACCCAUUACCCACCUAGAGGAAGGCACAAUGCUGGAACAAGAUCCCUGCCUCUGGGAAGUGUGGCCAUCCCCCACCUGCCCCACCGUCCCAUCCCCCCUCACUAAACAUCUUUCUUGCCUUAUGUGCCCCAUUGAGCUUCACAGUGUCAGGCUGGAUGCCGUGAUUUCAGGGACUGACGUCAUGUUUGCCGAGGCCCCAGGGUGGUCCCUAGGCGCAGGGAAGGUGAGGCAGGCGUGGGCAGGGCAAGUCCCCACAGAUCAGUCUCUGCAGACGACAGAGAGGUACUGUCAGAUGCACACCAGGCAGUUUUCUCUCUGUGGCCGUAGACUAGGAAUGGCUGCUGGUGGCUUAAGAGACUUUCUCAUGCGAAACGUCAUUCUUCUCUUCCUUGGCUUCGAGACGGUGCCAUGCUGUUGAGAGAAGUCUUUUGAGGACUGCAACCCUCUUCAGACAGAAUCCGAUUAUUCCAACUUGAGCAAAGCACUCUGUUUAUGACAACUGUUUUUAUUACUAAUGGCAUUUAGUAAAAUCCUUUUUAGAAGGCAUUUUUUUUCCCAACUGAGUAGUGAAAAUCAACAAGGUGCAUAUAAACCAUCCUAUGCCUUUCUUGAAAUGUGCAUUUUAAGAAGUUACAGUUAAACGACUUUUCAGGAGAUUUAGAAAGCCUUAUGCACUCUUUGUGUUUUUCUUGAAACUUGCUGUAAUAACUUUUUGAACGCUGUAAGCUAUGUACUGUUGUAAAUGUGGUUCCUAUAUCAUCGCAUUUCCUGGAACAUAUUGACAUGUUUAAAGGAGCAUCUCCAUUAGAUUUGCUUUUUUUUCUCUCUCUCUCUUUGGUGAUUCAACUCUGCUCACAGGGCUCAUCCUGGCUCACCCAGGUGGCAGCAAAUACCGUUUAUUGUCUUCAAACCAACUGUUUUACUCAGAAUGUAGCUCUACUUGGAAUGACUAUAGUCUGGCUCUUGCCCCAGUCUUCAAGCAGACAGUGCAAAGAAAGCAGAGCUCUCGAUCCUCUGAGUCAGAGCCUCUGGGCAGAGGCUGGAGGGCUCCCAGGGGCUGGAGAGGAGCUUCCUGGACCUUUACAUUUUGUAAAUGCUUUAGUUCUUUUGAAUAAUCAUGUAUCUUACGUAGUUCCAAGUCCUGUUGCUAACCAUUUUGCUCUUGCUGGGAAAAACCUUUUCAUUUGUUUCACUUACUUAUUUCGAUGUGGGAUUUACCACUUGGUCUUCUACAGGGCUGCGUGUGGCUGUGUCCACGGCAGCCAAAGGCACAGAUCAGUAAGAAGAUGCAUCAGUCCGUCAGCUGACUUUGAAAGUGGAGGAAGUGAAAGUGGAUUCUUUAAAGAGAAUUGACUUUCAAAGCCACAGGUCCUUCUAAAGAAUAAACCGCAUUGAAUUUAGAACUUCUGAAAAUGGCAGAAAGGCAAAUAUUGUAGAUUUAUGACAGUGGAAUUUUUAAAAAUGUAUUAAGUGUUCUCCAAGGAAGCAAGACAAAAAGAGCCUCCUUUUAUCUCAAUUAAUUUGCUCAUCACAAGCACAUUUUACAAAUGUGGUUGUUUUGCGUGUGUUUGACUUCACCUUUGUGUGUCAGGCUCAGGUCCUAGUUUCCCUUCCCUGUGUAGACAUUUCCUCUUUAUUUCUUAACAUAAAUAGGACCAGGUUAGAAGAAACAGCGUCACCUCACUCCUCACCUCUAGUGUUGAUUUUCUUUAUGACACUGAAGCCAUUUAGAAAAUCAGUCUGUGUCAAAACUAUGUUCAAAAAGUUCUCCUUGUAACUGCAGUUUACGAGUUCAGUAACUAAACAAGAACCUGCCUGAGACCGUCUCUGGCUGGAGCCCGGGCUGCGAGUGUCUGCAGUUCUGAGGUAGUGCGAUGGCCUCUGGUGGUAGAAUGGCUUUUCUGGAGAGGGAUGACAACUCCGUGAAUCAGUGGCCUGGGUUUGAGCCCUCAGCCUGUGAUUUGUGGAUACGGCUGUCUGGCCAGUGCCCUUUAAAAUGCCCAGCACAGACGGCAGGCCUGUGGCCCCGCUUCCAGGGCCCCGUCCACAGGGCAGCCUCCCUGAAUCCUCGUCUUUCCUGCCUGCACUGGCUCUUGCCCUUUGCCCAGGCGGCACCCCUGUUUUUGGGUGGGAGCCAGAGCCUUUGGAAAGGUCGCAUCCCCAGGGCUAGAGCUGAGGCCCCCUUAUUCCUAGAGGGAUGGCUGUCCUACCUUGGAGGAGUCUCCCGCCCCAUCACGCACACCUGUAGCCCCAGCCCCCCUCUGCCUUCACCUGCGGUGAAUUUUGCAAGCACGUGGUUUGACCCGGGUGGAGACCAUGGGGGUUCUGGGGCCAGCCAGGGCCAGUCCAAUGAGCACUUCCCUGCUCUGAGUUUUUGUAUCAAGCACACUCAGUUUGAUUUAUUAAUAAAAUAAAAACUGUCCAUUUCCUAUAGACACACCAGCAAGACCACACUGAGGUGCACACACUUGCAUUCUGUUCUAUCAGACUCCUUCUCUUCUAGUAAAGAAUGCCAUACCCGUUUUCGUGGUGACGCGAUAUUAACCUUGCUUGAUGUAAAAUGUAAAUAGAACAUGGAGGGGGGGAGGGCCCUCUACUGGAACUUGGGUCUUGCCGUCACUCGCCAGUGAAACUGGGGUAGUCUGCAGCUAGCGAGGGACUCACUUCCUCUUCCUCAGCAUGAUUUGUCUUAAUUGGAAAAUGACAUUCACUUUCACAGGUGGUUUUCACUCUGAUGCCCUGGACGCAUGGGGCACCUGCUCAUUUGGAGGCCUUUAAAUCCUGGGGAGGAGGGGAAGGCCACGGCUGCAGGACUGCUGUCCGGGGGGUGGGGUGGCAUUGAGGAGACGGGGGACCUGUCACCUGCGGCCCUUUGGUAACUGGCCACGUUUGGAGCUUUUGCUGGACGUGUCUGACCUCCUAGGCUGGCCCUUGAAGGCUGUAUCCUGCCAGCUUCGCCGCCUCCGCCAGACUGGGGCCUCAUAGCCACGGAAUCUCCAGAGAUGUUCACGUAGCAGAGACUGACAGGAUCUGAGUGUAAGCAAAACCUUUGAUCGCAUGAAUUAACUACUAUCUAAACCAGUUCUUCCUCCUCAGCUCCCAGGAGUAGCUGCGGAAGAAGGAACCAAUUGUCUUUCCAGCAUAUUAUUCCAUCGAGCCCGUUAGGACCCUGGCCAAUUCCUGAUCAGAACACAGGGCCUGUGGGAGAGGGACUAUCAGAGAUGCAAAAUUACUUCAAGACGAGUUUAUUGUUUUCACUUACAUUACAAAAGUUAGAACAUGUUUAAAAAAUUAGAAGAGACAAUUUUCCCUUGGUAGUCAUAAAAAAUUAGGGAAUGGGAAGAAACCAGGGUGAGCUUUUUGUAUAUUUCUCAGAUUCUCAUUUAUUAAUAAAUACACCUGUGUGUGUGUGUGUGUGUAUGUGUGCGUGUAUACACAAUGAAAUCAUCAAGGGAAAACAUUUUGCAUGUAUAAAGCUUCCUGAAGGUCUCUUUAAAAAAUACCAAAGCUUGUUUAUUCCUUAAAAUUAACCCUAGCUCUUAUGAAAAUAAGUAGAUUAUGACUGGUAUUGCCAAAAACUCCCAAUGGAACGAAGGGGCCUGCGUUAGACAUAAUCCUAGUGCAUCACAACCAGGAGGGCAUGCUGUUGUGGUGUGUAUGGCCCCAUGCUCUCCACCCUCCCCCUGAUUUGUGUAAUCCUGUCUUCCACAGUCCGGGAGCCUUCAGUUAGGGGUAGCUACGUGCCACGUGCCUGACCUUUCUUUCGUCCCUUGCUCACUUUGCUAUGGGUGUAUUUUAAUCUUGUAUAAAAACAUGCAUGAAUGAGUCAUGCACAUGUAUACAUUAUGUAUUUGACAAGUGGUGGUAAAACAAAAACAACAAAUUUGUUUGUGUUUUUGAAAUGUCAGUACAUUUUGUGCCACUAACACUGUGAUGUAUAAAAGAGCUGUUUGAAUGCCUUUUAAUGUUGUGUUUUGUACUUUGCAAUCCUAUGGAGAAGUUUGAUUUGUAAUUUCAAUACAUAUUUUAAGUGUA
Lemur catta (Ring-tailed lemur) is the source of this 5155-nucleotide messenger RNA. It is a transcript of the gene RNF144A, whose product is annotated as ring finger protein 144A. The record is from RefSeq and is a predicted model, not a curated record. Gene Ontology annotation, molecular function: ubiquitin protein ligase activity; ubiquitin conjugating enzyme binding; zinc ion binding. Gene Ontology annotation, cellular component: Golgi apparatus; cytoplasm; ubiquitin ligase complex. Lineage: Eukaryota; Metazoa; Chordata; Mammalia; Primates; Lemuridae. Gene Ontology annotation, biological process: protein polyubiquitination; positive regulation of proteasomal ubiquitin-dependent protein catabolic process; ubiquitin-dependent protein catabolic process. The transcript is spliced from 9 exons. Bases 259 to 1137 code for a protein of 292 amino acids.